Molecule: messenger RNA, 3637 nt
Organism: Zophobas morio
Lineage: Eukaryota; Metazoa; Arthropoda; Insecta; Coleoptera; Tenebrionidae
Product: telomerase reverse transcriptase-like
Exons: 33
Coding region: 43-3612 (1189 amino acids)
Biological process (GO): telomere maintenance via telomerase
Cellular component (GO): telomerase catalytic core complex
Molecular function (GO): telomerase RNA binding; telomeric repeat DNA binding
Source: RefSeq, a predicted model, not a curated record
UAGACCGGAGCUGGAAAAACCAUUUUUUUAUUAGGGACUUACAUGACCACUACUCAGUCUUCACCAUUAACAUCACUUUAUCACGAACUUGUUCCUCUGCUUGAAUUUUUAAAAACAUUCAGCGAAAGUAAAGACCUAAAAUUUCUCUUUAUUAAUGACGAUAUCUCCUUCAAAAGGCUUUUAAGGUUAACUCUUGUCGCAAGAAAUGAUGAUUCUCCUACACCUCCUAUUAUUACAAAAUUAACAACUACUCCAGAUCGGCUAAAAAUUCCUCAGAAGGAGCUUGUUCAUCGAGCUAUUGAGAUUAUUUUUGAAAAAAAUCAGUUAACAAACAUUCUGACUUUUGGUUACAGGAAGAUGCACUCUUACUCUGAUAACGGCGGAGUGAAAGACAUCUUAGGGGUAGAGAGCAUUUUUCCUAACACACUUGUGACGUUUCUGAAAACAAGAGAGUGGGAAUUGCUGUUAUCCCGUAUUGGUGAAAAUUUCAUGUUUUAUUUACUACUUCACACGUCUAUGUUUCUUGAGCUUUCAAACGGAUCUUUUAUGCAAAUUUGCGGAGUUGCAGCCUAUCAUGCACUUUCUCAUAAAACUUAUACGGCACCACUAAAAGACAAUUUGAAACUGGAAAGAAGUGACGUUCUCACCACUUAUACUUGUAAUAAAAAGAAAAAUAGUAGUAAUAUUAAUAAUAAUUAUAAACAUAAAGUUAACAACAUUGAGAGUAAGUAUGCGCAGCCCACCGACACCAUAACUAUUUUUAAUAGUAAUAACGAUAAUAACAAGAAAGACAAACACGACAAACCAUACAGAAAAAAAAAGAAUCGGUUGGGCUCCGCACAGAGAAAAAAGCUUAGAAAGCGACGUAGGUCAAGUCUCUCUUCCUUCGAAGUUUUGCAACAAUGUCCUUUCCACGUUGAGGACCAACCCUUCAAACGUACGGCCGACUGUCUUGCAAGCGAUCUUCUUCCUGGUGAUAACAAAAGAAGAGCGGUACAAAGUAAGAGCAACGCGUGUGUGAGCAACAGUAAAACCACGAGUUUGUGCGGAGAGUCUGUGCUGAAUUGCCCCGUAAAGCGCACUCGCAUCUUCUACUCACAUUACAGGACAGUAACUCUCUCGAAGACCCACGCACUGCACGAGUCAAUGGACAGGACGGGGACCGCUGACGGACUGAUUACUGCAGUGUUUGGCUUCGGUAGUGUCUUGAAAGCGACGGGCUGCCAUCGCAUGCGGAGGCGUUAUCGUUUGCUCCGCCCGCUUUUUCAGACGAUUAAGCGGAAUUUCCACGCCGCGCAAACGUCUCUUCUUUUCUCCCGAAUCAUCACCAGAACACGUCGACCCGAUUCGGCCGCCGCUUCAGCUGACUCUGUGUUCCCUCAAGAGGAGUUAAAAUGGUUGCAGCUACCACCGUCGCCUGCUUAUAACAGCGAUAACGACAAGGAAGUUGGUCAGCGGGGUUCGUGUGACUUUCAGGAGGGCUUCCCCCCAGACGACAGCGGAUUUCGUGAGGUUUAUGUCAGCAAGGAAGAGCUACCAGAAACGGAAGUUUUGCGACUGGUUGGACAGUUUUCCUCGCAUGCUGACGUGAGUAGAUUUCUUUAUCUAAGCAUUAUGCAAAUUGUCCCGUUCCAUGUGUUUGGCUGUGCGCAUAAUGCUAAACGAUUAUUUCAAGAAAUCAGCCGCUUUGUUUCUUUCCGCCGACACGAAAAGUACCACGUGAGCAGCCUUCUUAAAGGGUUUCGGUUGUCUGAAGCGAAGUGGCUGAAAAUAAAUCCGGCGGCUUCGGGGGGCAGCCCUUUGGAACUGCAACUCAGGAAGGAACUCUGCACCAAGUUUUUUUCCUGGCUCUUCGAAUCUCUUGUAAUCCCACUUAUUCAGUGCUAUUUUUACGUUACCGAGCAUGCCGGCUUCAAGUGGAGGACUGUUUACUACCCAAAACACGUGUGGAACCGUCUCCAUGAACUCGAGCUGAGCAGGUUGAAGGCCACGACUCUCUGCCAACUGGAUGCGAGGGCGCUGAGCAUGCAGUCCAACAACUCGGUUUCCUGCUCGUAUCUCCGCUUCAUGCCCAAGCCCAACGGCGUGCGCACCAUCGUCAAUAUGUCUCGAACUGUCUCUCUAGUGCAGAGUAUUUUUUAUUAUUCCGUUAAGCUCUGUUUUCGUUGGCAGAAGCCCCUCCGGCCAGAAGAGAUCCGCAGGAAAAUGUUUUCCAUCAACAGCCAACUUUCCAAUGCGUUUCAUAUUCUACGCCACGAAAAGGCAAAAUCGGGGAGGUCUGCCACGCUGUUCAAGCUGGACGACAUACAUUGUAGAAUCUACCGAUUUGCGCGGCAGUGGCAGACUUGUGAUAGAAAACUGCCUCUCUACUUUGUUUCUGUGGACAUCCGGACAGCCUUUGACUGCAUUCCUCACGACAAGCUGCUUACUCUCGUGCGAAAUUUACUUCGAGAGAAUGACUACAUGAUCCGAAAGUACGCAGUGCUUACCCGCUGUAACGGCUUUAUUAGAAGAGAUUUCAAAAAGACCGUUUUUUGCCCAAACGAGAUCACUACGUUUACCGAAUUUUCCAAGAGUUUAUCUUUACAUGUGAAAAAGGCUGUCUUGAUCGACCAGGUGGCCUUUCUCCUGCAACAGCGGGGAGAAGUACUACGUUUAGUUGGCAAACACGUGAAAGAAAAUGUCAUGAAAAUCCGCCACGAGUUUUACUUGCAAAAAGUUGGCGUUGCUCAGGGCUCUGUGCUGUCGACCCUCUUCUGCAGUUUAUUUUUGGACGAGUUUGAGAAGUCGCGUGGAAUACAUGUGCCCGAACGGAAGGGGGUUCUCGUGCGCUACGUGGACGACUAUUUGCUGAUCACCUCGGAGCGAGCUCUUGCCAACGAUUUCCUUAUCAAAAUGCAUCGAGAAGUUCCGGGAGACGAAGUGAAACUGAACACUGAGAAAACUUUGGUGAAUUUUGACGCCUCCCUAAACGGCCGAACUCUCAACCACAGCCGAAUUGAGCACGGAGACUUCUUUCCUUGGUGCGGCUACUUAUUCUGUACGAAAACACUGAAUGUUAUUCGUGAUUUCAAAAAAUUGAGUUCGUGCGUGGCUGACAACAUGAAUAUAAGCCUCUACAACUUUCCAGGGUUACGCAUGCAGCAAAAACUUUUACUCUUUCUUGGGCGGAAGUGCAGCUCACUAGUGCUGGACUGCUCUCUCAACUCCAUUCAGAUUGUUCUUCUCAACGUCUACCAGAUCUUUCUGUAUGUGGCCUGCCAGCUCUGCGUGUACGCCUCCCGCCUGGACUUUAUUAACGUCUCCCACCUUCAGAAAACGAGCCGAACGAUCAUUGCUUCACUGGCACAUGUGGCCAAAGCUCGAAUUUCUAGCGCUCGAGCCGGUACGGGAUCCUCGCGGUUCCUGCUGAAGAGGGCGAGCGUGAUUUGGCUGGGAAACCACGCGUUCCACAGAAUAUUAAAACGCAAGCACGCGCAGUUUCGGGCGAUUUUGAUCUCUUUUAAGCGAAAUUUGAAACGUUUGGAACGGUUGGUCGACGUUGGGCUGCUGGCUGCUGUGACAGAGUCUAAAUUAAAUAAUGUUUUCAAGAACAUUAACUUGAACUGGUGAGAUUGACCUGCUGCAAACUGCUUAU